Messenger RNA from Xiphias gladius (swordfish), 1755 nucleotides. RefSeq names its product DAB adaptor protein 1b (gene dab1b). Gene Ontology annotation, biological process: ventral spinal cord development; lateral motor column neuron migration. The transcript has 13 exons. Lineage: Eukaryota; Metazoa; Chordata; Actinopteri; Istiophoriformes; Xiphiidae. Bases 16 to 1755 code for a protein of 579 amino acids. The record is from RefSeq and is a predicted model, not a curated record.
ACUCAGCAGUGGAGGAUGUCAGCAGAGGCCGAGCUACAGCCGGGUGUCAAAACCAGCCAGCGAAAGGAGUCUAGGAGGAUCAAAGGUCAGGACCGCAGUGAGGCGGGGCUUAUUAAGCGUUUCCGUGGAGAUGGCGUGCGGUACAAGGCCAAGCUGAUCGGGAUAGAUGAGGUGACAGCGGCUCGCGGGGACAAGCUGUGCCAGGACUCCAUGAUGAAGCUGAAGGGAAUGGCCUCUUCGGCACGAUCCAAAGGGGAGCACAAGCAGAGAGUCUUCUUGACGGUCUCUUUCGGCGGGAUCAAGAUUUACUGUGAAAGAUCAGGGGUGCUCCUGCAUCACCACUCAGUCCACGAGAUCAGCUACAUUGCCAAGGACACCAGGGACCACCGAGCCUUUGGCUAUGUCUGCGGGAAGGAGGGCCACCACAGGUUUGUGGCCAUCAAAACUGCGCAGUCGGCAGAGCCUCUCAUCAUUGACCUGCGUGACCUCUUCACGCUCAUCUACGACAUUAAACAGCGAGAGGAGAUGGAGAAGAAGGCUCAGAAGGACAAACAGUGUGAGCAGGCGGUUUACCAGACCAUCCUGGAGGAUGAAGUGGACGAUCCAGUUUACCAGUACAUAGUGUUUGAGGCUGGACACGAACCCCUCCGUGGCCCCCAGUCAGAGGAGAGCGUUUAUCAGGUCCCAACCAGUCAGCAGAAGGAAGGGAUCUAUGAUGUCCCAAAACGCCAUUUCAUGACUAAUAUCAACCACUUUGAUCUUUUCGGUGACAUGUCCACUCCUCCCUCGAUGCCUCCAUCACCUGCCAACACACUGGACCCAAGCAGGAGCAGCCGCCAGCAGCAACACACUCCUGCUGAGAUGUACGCCCCGUUUAGCCCCACCUCCGUGCCAUCAGGUUAUAUGACCAUGGGCCCGGUGCAGGCGGCCCAGUGGGCACAGCAGCCAUUUCCUGCCCAGGGUCAGACUCUGGCCUUCCCCGUGCAGGGGCCCCUCCAGGUGGCUCAAGUCCUCCCCGGUGGUCAGCCGGUCAUUUGGAGCCAGGCCAACAUUUUCCCAGCCACUCAGCAGCAGUGGGCAGCCAUGGCAGCCUACAUGCCGGCCCAGACCGUGGGCGUAGGGGGCCAUGCCAUCCCAGCUGCCAUGCUCCAAGGCCUGGUUCCCAUUACCACCAUGUGCCCCCAAGCCUGCGACCUAUCAGCCCCGUCCUCAGCCAUCACCAGCCCCCAGCAUACAGCUGACCCCACCCUGCUUCAGAGGCAGCUGAGCCUGGGUAAAGAGGGCCUCUGCGUGGACUCAGACGCGGGCGAGGGCCCCUCUACAUCAGGAGCCGGAGCAGCGGGUGUGGGAUCUGGCAUUGCGUCAGCAGCGGUGAGCAGGUGUGAGACCCCAGGUCUCAUGGAAACACUGGUUUGCAGUCAGCUGCUGCCACCUUCAUCUGCUACAACCCAGGAAGAGGAAGGGAGCUGUAGCGACCUUGACCUCUCCAGAAUGACCUUGAGCCCAGGUACAUCCACUUCACCGUCAACUGAGUCACCAUCCACUCCAGCACCUCAGCAGAGCUGUUCCUCUGACUGCCCCCCAUCCCAGGCCAGUGACCCCCCUACUGAUCACUCUCCUGUAGACCCAGAGGGCAACCCCAGCAGCGCCAAGGAGGAACAAUCGGACCCUGUUGUUGCAAGGUCGGACUCCCCAGUGCCCAGUGGAGCUGCUGAUCCUAUGCAGGAUCAGACCUGUCCACAGGAAGAUAGCUAG